GCUGCCGCCUUCCCCACUGACGUGUCGGGGCCGCGAGACGCGUCGCACAAAGUCGCGGUGGAACUUCGCUGCGGUGUACAGAUCUGGCGCUUGACGCUGCCGGGCACUGCUGAGCUGGGAGAUGUCGGCUGCGGGCCGGACGGAGCCCUUGGGUCCUCCCAGCGGCUUUGCGAAGCGGCUCCUGGUGACCGGGGGUGCUGGUUUCAUCGGAUCACAUAUGAUUGUUUCUUUAGUAGAAGAUUAUCCAAACUAUAUGAUCAUAAAUCUAGACAAGCUGGAUUACUGUGCAAGCUUGAAGAAUCUUGAAACCAUUUCUAACAAACAAAACUACAAAUUUAUACAGGGUGACAUAUGUAAUUCUCACUUUGUGAAACUGCUUUUUGAAACAGAAAAAAUAGAUAUAGUACUACAUUUUGCUGCACAAACACAUGUAGAUCUUUCAUUUGUACGUGCCUUUGAGUUUACGUAUGUUAAUGUCUAUGGCACUCAUGUUUUGGUGAGUGCUGCUCACGAAGCCAGAGUGGAGAAGUUCAUUUACGUGAGCACAGAUGAAGUGUACGGAGGCAGUCUUGAUAAGGAAUUUGAUGAAUCUUCACCCAAACAACCUACAAAUCCUUAUGCAUCAUCUAAAGCAGCUGCUGAGUGUUUUGUACAGUCGUACUGGGAACGAUAUAAAUUUCCAGCUGUCAUCACGCGAAGCAGUAAUGUUUACGGACCACAUCAGUAUCCCGAAAAGGUUAUUCCAAAAUUUAUAUCUUUACUACAACACAACAGGAAAUGCUGCAUUCAUGGAUCAGGGCUUCAAACAAGAAAUUUCCUUUAUGCAACUGAUGUAGUAGAAGCAUUUCUCACUGUCCUCAAGAAAGGGAAACCAGGUGAAAUUUAUAACAUCGGAACCAAUUUUGAAAUGUCAGUGCUCCAGCUUGCCAAAGAACUAAUACAACUGAUCAAAGAGACCAGUUCAGAGUCUGAAAUGGAAAACUGGGUAGAUUAUGUGAAUGAUAGACCUACCAAUGACAUGAGAUAUCCAAUGAAGUCAGAAAAAAUACAUGGCUUAGGAUGGAGACCCAAAGUGCCUUGGAAAGAGGGAAUAAAGAAAACAAUUGACUGGUACAGAGAGAAUUUUCACAACUGGAAGAAUGCAGAAAAGGCAUUAGAACCCUUUCCAGUACAAACGCCGUUUAUAUAGAAAGGACAGUUUUCAGAGAAAGAAGAACAUUAUCCUACCUCGACAAGUGAUAAGAAAUCAAGUGACCAGAUGAAGUGUCUUCUUCAUAUAGAAUCCGAUUCUUGACUGUUUGUAUAAAAUUCAAACAUAAAAUGCCUCAAUCUUCAGAAUAGUUUUAGUAUUGCCAUAGGAUUUAAAUAUCAAGAUUCUCUCAGAAACCUUUUCUCCUGAAAGUUUGGAACCAGGAGGCCUAGAAAGGCUUCUCUGUAGGAGGGAGGCCAGGAAGGUGGGAUCUCACGGUUCUGAGAACCAGGACGGGGAACAGCUCUGUGCGGAUGACAGCCUUGGCUGGACGGAACUCAGCUUCCCAGCCUUUCCCACUGCCCAGAAAGUCUCAAGUUUUCAUUCUUAGGCAAUAUAGGAUGAGGCAUAUGCCCUCAUUCAUCUUUUUUUAACUAUCUGAUGUGCUAUAAUUGUUUUAAAAUGGGAACAAUGGAAGCGUAUUUAGCACUUUUUAACCUUUAGUAAUUUUGUAAAAUUAAGUUAAAUGUUUUUUAAAAGAAGGAAGUAGUUUUUAUAUUUUCAAAGUCAGUUGUUGAACUAUAUAUAAGUAACUGCAUAUGAGAGAAAUGUUAUGUAU
Lontra canadensis (Northern American river otter) is the source of this 1808-nucleotide messenger RNA. It is a transcript of the gene TGDS, whose product is annotated as TDP-glucose 4,6-dehydratase. Gene Ontology annotation, molecular function: dTDP-glucose 4,6-dehydratase activity. Lineage: Eukaryota; Metazoa; Chordata; Mammalia; Carnivora; Mustelidae. The transcript has 12 exons. Gene Ontology annotation, biological process: nucleotide-sugar metabolic process. Bases 122 to 1189 code for a protein of 355 amino acids. The record is from RefSeq and is a predicted model, not a curated record.